CGUAAACAAAAAGGGCGACACACAUCAAUCUGCGUAGUUACAAUUGAGCGUAUUUCGGAAGUAAAGAGGAGUAACGCUUGGAAUUAAAUAGCAGACUGACUGAACUGAAUCAAUGAGCUCGACAGACUUCUGCUAACCAACAUUAACCGUAAGACACACCUUGUAUUUCUCACGCUGAAAGCGACCAUUUAACCAACAACGAUGUCCUCUGGCACCCUUUGGAGACCAUUAGGAGUCUUUUUUAUAUUACUAGAGCUUAUUCGGGCUGGAAUUUCAAUCCCUGUUGCUGUGAAUGUCAGGGACACUGCAGUUCUCAGUUGUAACUCGACAUGCAAUCAAGAAAUCUUAUGGAAAUUUUUUGAAGCUAACGGUGAUAAACUGGAGGUUUUAAAAUGUCUCCAGGAUAACUGUACAGAAGGAGAUGACUUUAAGGGAAGAGCAAGCCUCUCAUCUGACAACAUGUCUCUCACCAUACAUCCUGUUCUGUUCAAUGAUCAAGGCUGGUAUGAGGCACGCUGUGGUUCAGGGUUUCUCUGUAGUGUUCACUUGGAAGUUUUUGUACCCAGUGCUGUGAACGCCUCAGUCCAAGACAAUGUGACACUACACUGCUUUGCACGUACAGAGAAGCGGAUUGCUGAUAAAGCUGUGAACAUCAUCUGGAAAAGGGAUGACCAAAUCAUUUUAGAAGUCAAAAAUGGAAUUGUUCACUAUGGUCCAGGUUUCCAAGAGAGGUCCUCCGUUUCAUUGAAUCAUUACAAGUCUGGGGAUCUUUCUCUUAAUAUAUCCAGGGUCACACCAUCAGAUAGCGGUUUAUACCUGUGCUAUCACAAAUCAGACGAACAGGGGCAUCCAGGAGCUGUCAAACUCACUGUUACAGCUCAAAAAUGCAGCUAUGAGAAAAAGGUGGGUGGUGAGCUGACUCUCAAUCUGUUCAGCUUGGAUAACGUGCAAGUAACAUUCACCGAUUUUGAGGGAGUUGAGAUCCCAGUCUGCAGGGUGCACGGGGGCACCUCUAUGUGUGACCCUAAAUACAAUCCCAGAGUGUCUGUCAUGAAUGACUCUCUUGUGCUAAGGGAAUUGUCAUCCUCUGAUAAUGGAAAAUUUACUGUGAAGGACAACAUGGGUGAAAUCAUGAGUGUCUGCACUGUCACUGUGAAAGAUGUGGAACAGAGGCAUCACAUUACCUCUGUUGUCAUCAUAUCGGUGUUCGUGAUUGUUGUGAUUGUCGGCCUCUUUCUUCUGUGUCAAUAUCUUAGAAAGUCAGAUCAACCGCAAAUACAUUUGUAUUUUAACGCUCGCCAGUCGGAGUUGGAGCCGCUGAGAGAACCAGCAAACAUUGGAUUAUCACAGGAAGAGACCAGUCAAGGUAUUUUGGAGCAACAGGAAGAGACCAGCCAAGGUAUUUCGGAGCAACCUGAUGUCUCACACACACCUGUAGAGGAGACCUGUCCUGAGAUUGGGAUUAUUACUGAGAAGCAGGAGGAAGCAUUUGACGGACUUGAGAAUGAAUAGGAUUGUUUUGUUUACUUGGAAUACUUUAAGGAAGCACUUUUCAUAGGACAUCAGGGAAAUUUAAAAGAGGCAUUCCAAGCCCCUGUUUACAAGAUGUAAAAUAAGUCUCUGGUAUCCCCAAAGUGUUUAUGUGAAGUUUUAGCUAAAAAAAAAAAUCCCAUAGUGGUUUAUUGUAGAAUGUCACCCUGUCUCGUGCAGUGCAUUAAUCCUCAUAUUUAUUUUAAAAUUUAGAGAAACAAAUUCUUUCUCUUGCACUAAGAUAAUCCUCAUCUUUAACCUUUACAAAAGACAAUUAAAACUAAAAGUUAUAAGAUUGUACUGUAUGUGUUUAAGGGAAUACAGAUGCGUUGUGAUUUCAGUCAUUCUUUCUCUCUGUCUCUCGCACUAAAUGGCGGCGUCGUGGUUGGUUAGUGCAGGAAGGGGCGGUAUUAUUAUAAAAAGAUCCCCAUUCUACGUUACGCGGGGAAUGAAAUGUGAAUGUCCUAUUUUUUCACAUGCUUGCAGAGAGAGGCUUAGUAAAACAAUGUUACAGGUUUGCUAUUUUUCGUGUUUUCUGGGUUGGUAGAAUCACUGUGGUCUCAAUUAUAGCCAGGGGCACCGUGGGGGGGGGUUAGGACUAUUCUAAGGGCCCAUCAGGUUUUGGGGGGCCCAGCCAAGGACUGUGGUAUCAGUUAAGACACUUACACAAGGCACUGUUGUUGUUUGCCAUUUUUAAAUGUUACAAUUUUAUUUCUGUAACAGCUCAAAGUAAACAGUAUGUUAAUAAGACUGCCUGUGAAAAUCAGACUGAAGUCUCAAAUCUUUUUGUGAGAAAAAGAGCAUGACAGGUUGAUUUCAAGCAUUAAUUUCACCAUGAUUUCAAUCACUGACAUGACAUUACAUUUAUAUUUUCACAAAAUCUUCUUUACAUUAUUUAGGUAGAAAAUGGUAAACCACAAAUACAUACUUCAGCUGGGUUUUCACAGGCAUGCUUAGAAUUAUCUUUAAUCUUAAAGAAUGUUGCAUUUUCUCCGAAUAUUUGAUUACUCUACUGUAUUUUUCAAUUAAACUUACAUUUGCACGAUAAAUUAUCUUAGCUGCAAGACAUUGUAGGUCUCUAUACUGAUAAUAGUGGUCAAAACAAUAGCAAAAGAAAUAGGUCAGCAUUAUUAAAUUGCAGAAAAGAUUUUGAAUAGCUAGGUUAGAUUGUAUGUUUGGUGUGAAAUGGUUAUGGUAGGGGGCCAACCUCCUACUCUUUGGGUCCAAAAUUGCUAGCUGCACCCCUGUUUAUAGCACUUAAACAUGGAAAAAGUCAGUUUUUCAUGGAAUGUCCCCUCUAAAACUUUUUUUUUCUUCAAAGUCUUUAGGAUCCUAUAGGCUUGUGAUUUUCUCUAAUAUGAUCCUGUGGUUUUCUUAGUAGGACUGCAGUUGAAAAUUUGCCUGCUGGCCAACACUAUUUACACUAUUGUUGAUAAAUGUGUGUUGUUCUUAUAAAGUAAAGGUUAUACAAAUACUAUAUUUUUAGCAUUAUAUUUUUUUAUAUUUAGAUUAAAGUACUACAAGUGUGCCAGUGUGAGAAAUCGUAUACUACGGUUAAAUCCAAUGUUACUGUGACAGAACACUUAUUAUGCUAGCUUAUCUAAGGAAGAAAUGUUUUUUUUCCAUGGUACCUUUUUUAUAUGGCUGCUUUACAUGCUCUGUCUUUUGCAAAUGCUUUGCACAUUUUUAUCUUUUUAUUAUAGACUGAUACUUAGAAUGUGAACCGAACACUUAAGUUUUUGUUUUGACAUGUUUUAAUGUUUGUGUCAAAUAUUGUAUUCAAAAAGAACAUACAGCAACAGUGAUCAAAUAUCAUUUAAUUAUGAUCUUUUUAAAGCUUAUAUACUAUGUUAAAUCAACUAUUCCAAAAAUAAAGAAUAAUUUAAACAUUU
Molecule: messenger RNA, 3422 nt
Organism: Paramisgurnus dabryanus
Lineage: Eukaryota; Metazoa; Chordata; Actinopteri; Cypriniformes; Cobitidae
Source: RefSeq, a predicted model, not a curated record